AUGGCGGGGCGGGCGGUGCUGCGGGAGGGAGGAGAUGCAAGCAAAGGAAGCAAUGCAAAACUUUUUGUUGUGAUACUGGCCUGGAAGGUUCAUAACAUUGAUCUAAAAAGUGGUCUGGAUAUCGAAGAGCCCACGGAGCUAGAAUUUGGAGCAUGCACAGUUACAUGUGGGAUUGGCUUUCGAGAAGUUCUGCUAACCAAGGGGUGCCCCUUGUCUGAAGCAAAAUGUAUUGUCCGUGUGGAGGAAUGUCGGGGGCCAGCAGACUGUGGAUGGGGGAUACCAAUUCCUGAAGGCUCUGCCUGCGUGAAGAUGCUUUGUAUUUCUGUACCUCCUGAAAAUAGAUUUACAUAUGUUUGGAAGAUAUUCGUUGCAGAUGAGGCAGUACACAUUGUCCCCCAUGAUUCAGCUGUUAUGGAAGCUUGCAGAGAUACCCAUUCAGCUACUUUCCAGUGUGAAACUCAAGAAAAUGGAACUGUCAUUGCCUCUGUAAAAUACAGAGUCUGUGCAGCAACGGCAUCCAAAACCAGCCAUGGAGAUUUCAGCCAGCAUGAACUGGCUGGUGUGGUGUGGCUGCUCCUCAAAAAAAAGACAAAUGUCCCUCUGAUCAUACUGCUUGUAACUGGAAUCAUUGUGGGUAUUGGUGUGAUCUUUGUCGUCAUCUUUCUGAUUUUUUGCUGGUUUGGAGCAAAAUCUCCCCAGGGUUUAAAAUUUAAGCAGGGCAACGAAUACAGGAGGAUGGUGGAUAAAAGUUCACAGUAUGACAUGGAAUAA
Messenger RNA from Chaetura pelagica (chimney swift), 771 nucleotides. RefSeq names its product sperm acrosome associated 1 (gene SPACA1). NCBI's taxonomy places the organism in Eukaryota, Metazoa, Chordata, Aves, Apodiformes, Apodidae. Bases 1 to 771 code for a protein of 256 amino acids. The transcript is spliced from 9 exons. Gene Ontology annotation, cellular component: acrosomal membrane. The record is from RefSeq and is a predicted model, not a curated record. Gene Ontology annotation, biological process: acrosome assembly.